AAAAAUAAGACCUUCAACUAUUCUAAAUCAAAACGACAAUACAAGCUGAGAGAAUUUUUAUCUUAUGAUGAGACCUGGGGAAAAAUGUUAAAAGAAAACCUAGAGCGUGAUAGAGACAAUGAUGAUAAUGAUUGGUUAGCGGGAGGAAAU
Racocetra fulgida is the source of this 150-nucleotide messenger RNA. The record is from the annotation of a GenBank genome assembly. Lineage: Eukaryota; Fungi; Glomeromycota; Glomeromycetes; Diversisporales; Gigasporaceae.